UCGGGGGGGGAAUUUGGGAAAAUUUGGGGCCAUUUCGGGGGGAUUUGGGGUCCCUGCCCCCCCCCCUCGGGGUUGGGUUUGUGGGGAAAGUGAAAAAAACCCCAAUUUUGUGGUAAAAAAAUGGAAUUUUUGGGCAGGAUUUGGGUAAAAGGGGUGGAAUUUGGGGUGAAAAUUCCCAUUUUGGGGUGAAAAUUCCCAGUAAAAAAAUUCCCAUUUUGGGGUAAAAGUUCCCUUUUGGGGGAUGGAUUUUGGGGUGAAAAUUUGAGGUAAAAAUAUCCAUUUUGGGGUAAAAAUUCCCAUUUUAGGGUAAAAAUUCCCAUUUUGGGGUGAAAAUUCCCAUUUUGGGGACAGAUUACUGGGUGGAAUUUGGGGUAAAAACACUCAGUUUAAGGGGUGGAUUUUGGGGCAGAACUUGGGGUGAAAAUUCCCUUUUUUGGGGCAGAAUUUGGGGUAAAAAUUCCCAUUUUGGGGUUGGACUUGGGGGUGAAAAUAUCCCAUUUGGGGGUGGAUUUUUGGGUGAAAAACGCCCAAUUUGGGGGUGGAUUUUGGGGCAAAAACCACCAACUUCAGGGUGGAUUUUGGGGUAGAAAUGCUGGAUUUCGGGGGUGGUUUUUGGGGUGAGAAUGCCCAGUUUGGGGGUUGUUUUUAGGGUGAAAACGCUCAGGUUGCAGGUGGAUUUUGGGAUGGAAACGCCCGCUCUGAGGGCGGAUUUUGGGGUAAAAAUGUCCUUUUUGGGGUCAAAAUGUGCAAGCGGGGCUGGAUUUUGGGGUGAAAGCUGCUGCUUUUGGGUGGAUUUUGGGGUGGAACCGCUGAGUUUGGGGGAGGAUUUGGGGCAGAUUUUGGAGGUGAAAAUGCCCAAUUUGAGGGGGGAAUUUAGGGCGGAAUUGUCAACUUCGGGGGCGGAUUUUGGGCUGGAAUUUGCCAGGUUUGGGGGCGGAUUUUGGGGUGAAAUUCGCCAGGUUUGGGGGCGGAUUUUGGGCUGGAAUUUGCCAGUUUUGGGGUGGAUUUUUGGGGUGGAUUUCAGGGUGACCUUGCCCAGUUUGGGGGUGGAAUUUGGGGUGAAAUCUCUGAGUUUUGGGGUCGCUGUUGAGCUGGAAGUUUCCAUUCUGGGGGUUGGCUUUGGGGGGCAGUUUGGGUCAGAUUUGGGCGAUUUUGGGGCAGAUUUGGGGGAUUUUGGGGCAGAUCUGGGGGAUUUUGGGUCUGGGGGCUUUGAGCUGUGCCCCAUCUCAGGAUCUUUGGGGUCACUCCGGGGGGGCGGGGUCACUCCGGGGUCACUCCGGGGUCACUCUGUGGGGGCGGGGCCACGCGGGGGUCGCUCUCCGGUCACUCUCGGGGUCACCCUGGGGUCGCCCCGCGGGUCCCCAUGUGGGGUCACCGCGGGCGGGGGUCGCUCCUCAGGUCACCCAGGGGUCACCCAGGGGUCACGGCGGGGUCACUCCGACCCCUCCCCCGCGCCGGCGCCGCCGCUCCAGGGACCCUCGGGAGCCGCUCCGCCCCCGAAGCUCCGCCCCCCGACUUCCAGGCCCCGCCCCCUUUUCCCUGCUCCCGACCCCGCCCCUUUUAUCUUCAAGCUCCGCCCCUUUCUCCUGUCCAAGCUCCGCCCAUUUCUCCUGACCACGCCCCUGCUUUGGCCCCGCCCUCUCCUGUUUGAGCCCCGCCCCUUUCUUCAGACCCCGCCCCUUUCUUCAGACCCCGCCUGUUUUAUCUGCAAGCCCCGCCCCCUUUUUUGUUCUGUUUCCUGUUUUACAUUAAAACGACCCAAAAUGGUAGGGGGCCCCCGAGAGCCCCAAAAUCCCCCGAACUGA
Messenger RNA from Passer domesticus (house sparrow), 1805 nucleotides. RefSeq lists its product as uncharacterized. The transcript has 4 exons. The coding region runs from base 624 to 1805 and encodes 393 amino acids. The record is from RefSeq and is a predicted model, not a curated record. Lineage: Eukaryota; Metazoa; Chordata; Aves; Passeriformes; Passeridae.